Molecule: messenger RNA, 5433 nt
Organism: Phycodurus eques (leafy seadragon)
Lineage: Eukaryota; Metazoa; Chordata; Actinopteri; Syngnathiformes; Syngnathidae
Gene: prickle3
Product: prickle homolog 3
Exons: 11
Coding region: 143-2479 (778 amino acids)
Molecular function (GO): zinc ion binding
Source: RefSeq, a predicted model, not a curated record
UAAAGGCGGUGGAAGACUUCUUGGUAGUUUGGUAGCAACAUCAUAGAGUUUAUCACACAGUCUGUAAAUCAGACGUUCAUGUCGCCCCCUUAUACUCGUUUGGUUGGACACUCGACUGUUUUCUUUAGCACACACCUCCGCCAUGUUUCUGCGCGGGUCUAAAAAGCGACGAUCCUACCGCUCGCAGGAGGAAGAAGACCCAGACAGAGGGCAGCCUUGCAUGCGCUGUGGAGACCAGUGCCCCGGCUUCCGCGUCCAUGGAUGGAGGAAGAUCUGCGUUCACUGCAAGUGUGUGCGGGAGGAGCACGCCCUGCGUUCGAUGCCGGGCCAGCUGGAGAAGAUGAUGACAAAGCUGGUGUCGGAUUUCCAGAGGCACUCCAUCUCCGACGACGACUCGGGCUGCGCCUCUGAGGAAUACGCCUGGGUUCCGCCCGGCCUCAAGCCUGAGCAGGUUUACCAGUAUUUUAGCAGCUUGCCAGAGGACAGGGUCCCGUAUGUGAACAGUGUGGGGGAACGUUACCGAAUCAAACAGCUGCUGCACCAGCUUCCUGCACAUGACAGUGAGCCGCACUACUGCAGCUCGCUAAACGAGAAGGAGAAGCGGGAGUUGCGUUUGUUCAGCCAGCAAAGGAAGCGAGACAACGUAGGCCGAGGCGUGGUCAGACUCUUCCCCGUCACCAUGACUGGCGCCAUCUGCAAGCAGUGUGGCAGAAAGAUCAGCGGCGGAGACAUCGCUGUGUUUGCCAGCCGUGCGGGAAACGGCAGUUGUUGGCACCCUCAGUGUUUCCAGUGCACCUGCUGCAAUGAGCUGCUGGUCGACCUGAUUUACUUCUACCAGGACGGACGCAUCUACUGCGGCCGGCAUCACGCUGAGAGGCUCAAGCCCCGAUGUCAGGCAUGUGACGAGAUUAUUUUCGCAGAUGAAUGCACAGAGGCAGAAGGAAGGUUCUGGCACAUGAAGCACUUCAGCUGUUUUGAGUGUGAGGCAGCGCUGGGCGGUCAGCGUUACAUCAUGAGAGAGUGCCGUCCGUACUGCUGCUCCUGCUACGAGGCCCUGUAUGCGGAGUACUGCGACACCUGCGGCGAACAGAUAGGUAUCGGCCAGAGCCAGAUGACCUACGAGGGUCAACACUGGCACGCCGUGGAGUUUUGUUUCUGUUGCGCCCGAUGCCGACUGCCUCUGCUGGGUCGCCCCUUCCUGCCUCGACGGGGGCUCAUCUUCUGCUCCCGGGCCUGUUCGCUCGGGGAGGACCCCGAUAACUCGGACUCCUGCGACUCGGCCCUCCAGAGCCGACCUCCUCAGCGCAGACGCUGCGGGCCGGCCCAGCCGCGCCAGCAACUGCAAUGCGGUUCUCCGUUGCAACCAAUAGAUGGCGUCAACCCCCUUAUAAGUAGUGUGAACUGUUCGACUCCAAUUGAAAAUGGCGUUUCUUCCUCUGGUGGUGUUCCUCAUCCAAGAGGCUCCUCCUAUUCACCUCUCCCCCACAUUCAUCGGGGGAAUGGCCUCGGGCCCUCUUGGCCCUGCAACCUUCCACAUUACACUUUAUUACCAGAGGACGGUGCCUUAAAACCACCUGGUGAUGCCCUUUUAAAUGGGCAUUCGAGACAUCCUCCCGCUAGCCUGUGUUCAAGAGGAACCUCGACCGGUCAAGACUGUAGGAACUGGGUGGAAAAGACCAAUCAUAUCAUGAAAGACUCUCUCCAGACAAAUACGGCAUCACACGCCAACAUGUCACCUGAACCGCCUCCCCUCCCACCUCCGCUUCCCAUCAAGUCUCGAGAUCUCAUACCGCAGGAUUCAUCCCCUCUGAACACCCACCGGCCGGAGGACGGCCCCUCCCGUUCGCCUCCCCCGACGUCUCGAAGUGGGACGGCGAGGGUCAGCUUCAGAGAACCCAUCAGCAGCAGCUACUCCGUCGAUGAGGCGGAGGAGGGAGACGAGCGCGAAGAGGAGCCGCGAGAUAAUGACGACAGCCCUCCGGAUGAAGACGAGGUAGAAGGAGGGUUCGGAAGCGGGCUGGAUCUGCAGAAAGGCAUCCCGCCACAGAUGGAUCUGCUAGACGGAUCCUCUUACCACCAACACAGUCUGCGGCGAGGCUGGGCUCGUUGCCACCUUUCAUCUGACCCCGGCCUCCCCCCGACCUCGGGAGGUCGCUCGCGGGCCGAACGCCCUCGACCGGACGCCGCGGACAGUCGAGGCGAGACGGACAGAGACGCCUGCUCGCUGGUCCUGCAGCCGGGCCGCCGGCGCGAGCACGAAGACUCGUGCUCCACGUGCUCCUCUUCGUCGGACUCUGAGCGAGAGGGCUACUUCCUCGGACAGCCCAUUCCUCUGCCGCCGCAGCUGCAAAAACACCAAGAAGAAAAAAAUGCAGAAGAAGAGGAGCCGGCUCGACGGGGACUCAGGGACAGUUUCAGGCGCAGACGUGCUCACAGUCUCGGCGCUAAGGACAAAGAUAAAAACUGCUCGGUCUCUUGACCCAAACAAUGGAAACGUCAGAAGGUCUAUGAAUGAUCAUGUGUGGACUCAUGAUUUCAUGACUAAAAGAGGUUGGGGAUUCGAAUGCGGGCUGGAUUUUUGCAUGUUUGCCAGAGUGCUCGGAGAAAACCUUUUCUCCGAGUACUCUGGCUUCCUCCCACUUUCCAAAACAUGCGCGUUAGUUUCAUUUUUGGCGAACCGCUGUCGGGCGGAAUCCUCACAUCUCCAAAAUGACUACUUUACCCAUUACAGUGACCAAUAUUGCUAUCAUAUACAGUUGCCCACCACCAUCAACACAACACCAUCCCAAAAUCGUGUUCGAUUGCCAACUGAAUAUGCUUAAAACAAGCUUAUGAAAAUAUAAUCAACCAGACAAAAAGCCUUUAAUGCUUCACAAAAGCAAACAACUGUGGUUACAUCUUCUUCCCGAACAAUUUUUUCAAAGGUCUUAAAACUGGCUCAACAGUUUAGUAUGUGGUAAUGAAUCUGUACGCAACCAAGCUGCGUGACUCACCAUUUUCUUCCCCACCGAAGCAUUACGGCAUCAUUAACAAACCACGCUGACUCAAAUGUAGCAAACCUAACGAUUCUCUUGUCUAAAAACGAUCCAGACUUUCAAUCUUCAGGCGACCUCACGCUGCACAGCUCCAAUUCAAGUGUUCAAAAGAGUUACUAGAUAUGUUCUCAAGCUAUUUUCAACACUUAAAGUUGGUCAAUGAUGUGCAAUGUGUGUGGGGAGUCUGGGACAGACCAAUAGUAUUGGUUUACAAAGAAAUGUGAAAUUGACCAUAUUUUGGACAGAGGGGGUUUCUGCCCGACAGCGACAAUAUGCUAAAAUUCACACUUGCCUGUAUUGUACUACAUACUUUCUACAUUUGGUGGCAAGGCAGGAAGAGAAGAAGAAAUUCCUUCGCAUCUCUCACUUCUUUGUUUCCCACCAAUCACACAACACAAAAAUAAUAUUUUUUUUAUAACAGCCUUGUGAAUAAAAAAUAAAAAAAAUCAGUUUAUAAUUGCAAAUAUAAUAAUAUAAAAAACAGCCUGGUGAUGAGGUUAAAUGGCAAUGAUUCCCCCCGCAAAUUUUAGGGUGGCCAGUAGCCCUGUAACCCACUCGAAUAAAUGAGCCCCUGUACUAAGCAGCAGAAUCCCAUUUCCGCAUUCAGAACCAAAACGAGAGCAAUCUGUACUAAGGUUGACGUUGACAGAAAGCGGUACAGCCCAUCGCAAUUCCCGCUAUAUCUGCAUUGCGAUUGGCUGCUGCCCAGUCCAGGGUGUACACUGCCUCUCACCCCAAAGUAUGCUGGGAUAGGUUCCAGCUCACUAAUGAGGAUAAACACUAUAAAAAUGGAUAGAGAAUAAUUAUUGACUAAUUAUGAAUUUAGUUUAGCAUGACACUUAAAGCCCUGAUUUGAGAUUAAAAUAUAUAUAUAUAUAUAUUUUGUUUUUGUUUGAUUUCAUUUUCCAUGUUAAAUGUGGACAAUCCUGAAUCACCUUGCAGGGGAAUGUUACUUAAUUUCACCACUUAAGUUGUUACGAAUGUGCAUUUAUUGACCAGUCCUUAUCAAAGGCAUAUUACAUACAGAUGUGGAAAAACAUUAAGAGACCACUGCAAAAUGUUCAAUUCCUCUGAUUUUGCUAUUUAUAGGUACAGCAUAUUUUUAUGUAAUGUGAAAAUUUUAUUCAAUAAACUACUAACAAUAUAAUUCCCAAAUACAAAUAUUGUAGGGAAUUUAUUUGCAGGAAAUGAAAAAAUGGUCAAAAUGCCCAAAAAAGUGCUGUUUUUUUUUUUUUCUUUCACCAGAGCUUUAUAUUUCAGGAUUAAUUCAUGUAUUAUUAGUGCCAUUAUUAUGCACAAACAAUAAGAAUAUAUUAUGUCUGUGCUAACUCUCAAUAUGCAAUUUAAAAUGGACCUAAUGUAAGAAAAAAAAAAUAAUAAUCAAUAAAAGUAACUUGCAGUAUUCAAUGUGUAUAUUUGCAUAGUUCAACCUCUGUUUGUUUUUUUACUGUUACAUUUUUUAUGUACGUUUAGUGACAAUAUGAUUUUUAUGGUUGCAAUAAAUGUGUCCUGGGGUGUGCAUAAUGGGUUUGACUUAUUGUCUACCACCCAAAACGUGAUUGGAAAAACACAAAAAUUGCAUGGUCAGGUGUCUCAUUUAAAAUAUACACCGUUUGAUUUUACUCUCCUUCCUUGAGUUUGAAUGUUGGCCAGAACACCUGCAGGAAAAAAACAAUUCAUCUCAUCUCUCUCAUUCAUCUCACCAUGAUUUUGAUUAUUUAAACUAUAAAUCUAUAUACAUUAAAAGCAAUAAGACCUCUCUUUAUGUGAGAGCUGGAACAAAUACAAUAAAAUAUAAAUGAAUGUGUCAUUUUUAGUAGCCUAACUAGAGAAUGCAAUUUUUAUAAAAUUUAUUUAAAAAAAAAAAAGUGUGAAUCCUCAAAAGCUGAUGCUCAACUGAAAUACUGAGGAAUUAAUAGUAGAAUGUGAAGUGAAAUUAGAAUGGCUUGAAUCGGUCAAGAAAUGUGGAAGGAGGAGCAAAAUCCUGUUUGUAAAAUAUCUCUUAAUUUGGAAUUUUAUUAUUGUGUGGGAAUUUGGGGAAUGUGACAAGUAAUUACCAAGAUGUACUGAAUGAGCAGAGGAGUUUGAAUGGUUUGGGAAAAAAAGUGUGGACUGAGGAUGUAAAAUAUAUAUAUAUAUCUCUUAAUUUGGGAAUUGCAAAAAAAAAUACCUGAAUCUCCUGAAUUUUGCAAAUGUUUGGAAGGAUCAACGAUGUGGAAGUAUGACAGUACAAUGGCUUGAAAGAUAAGGAACUUUUUUGUUGAAUGUUUUUUUUUCCUAGUGGGAAAAAGUGCAAUUGUGGGAAAACUGGGUAUUCUUCUAAUGUAAAAGUAUACAAGCCCGAUUUUAUUUGGUGAAUACUUGGAAGUUUGAAUGGUUGGAAUCGGUUGAGAAAAUG